AUGCCCGCCAAGUUCUACGUCGUCAAAGCUGGACGGAAACCCGGCAUCUAUCACAGCUGGGAUGAAUGUCUGGCGCAAUCAUUCCCUAUACUCAACGAAGCCAAAGCGUGGCUAAAUGGCGCCGACACCACAAGUUCCACAUCAUCAACGGCUUCCGGCAAACCCACAAAGUUCUACGGAGUGCACAAAGGCCACAAGCCAGGCGUCUACACCUCAUGGGCAGAUGCGCAAAACACAAUAACAGAUUUCAAGGGUGCCGUCUACAAAUCAUUCAAAACUCGCGAAGAGGCACAAAGCUUCUUCAAGAACGGUCCUCAGUUAAAGAGAGCAUCCGAGGAGCUCUCACAACCAAGCCCUCCAACAAAGAAGCAGAAGAAGGAGACAGAAGAAAACGAGGAUCUGGUUGAAUACAGUGCCGGAGAAGGUCCCUUGCCUGCAGGUGCUGAAGAUGGCUUUGAUCCGCGCAUCACACUGAACCCUUUGACUGGCAAGGUCGAGUACAAAGAGCCCACAACCAAGUGGCAGGCCGUCAACCUUCAAGACGACAAGCCAAUCAUCAUCUACACCGACGGCAGUUCCCUUGGUAAUGGAGCUCAUGGAGCUGUUGCAGGAGUUGGACCUCUGUCUGGUACUCGUCAAACCAACCAACGUGCUGAACUCACCGCCAUACAACGUGCUCUCGAGAUUGCCCCGCGUAAUCGCCCUGUCACCAUCUACACUGACAGCAACUACUCGAUCAAGUGUGUGACCGAGUGGUUCGUCAAAUGGCGAGCUAAUGGCUGGCUCAAUGCCUCCAAGAAGCCGGUCGAGAACAAGGAUCUGAUUGAGAAGAUUCUGGCAUUGAUUGAACAGCGGAAGAACAUGUCUCAAGAAAUCAGCAGCAUCAACAAGGUCGAGUUCGUAUGGGUCAAGGGACAUGCCACCAACGAGGGCAACAUCGCUGCUGAUGAGCUUGCUGUUGCUGGCGCGCAGUCGUAG
Aureobasidium musti is the source of this 978-nucleotide messenger RNA. The record is from the annotation of a GenBank genome assembly. Lineage: Eukaryota; Fungi; Ascomycota; Dothideomycetes; Dothideales; Saccotheciaceae.